AUACUAAUCAGUCAGUAUCUUUUCUCUUCUUUUCCUUUAAAGAAAUUGACAUAAAAUGUGAGAAUUUUCAUGGAUUUUAAAUGUUUUAAUAACUGAAAUCUUCUUUUUUUGUUCAGUCUUAAUCAACGCAUGUAUAAAGUAAAAAAGGACAUCAUAUAAUAUACUGUAUAAUAAUCAUCUUUGAAAAUGAAUUCUUGUUACGGCCAUGUAUUUUGCAUUUUGGAGGUAUGCUUACUGAUAAGCCAAAUAGGCUUGACAACAUCACAUGGACAUUUAUCAGAUACAGAGAGGAGAAUUGUUCAAGGAUUUACCGGAGUACAAGACGGACAGGUCCAUUUGUUUGACAGUUCUAGACAAACCAACCUACCAAAUGUGCUGGCUCCUGAUUCUCAUGUUGACCUUCCGGGUGAGCAUGGAAACCAGUCUCCGCAUCCGGUAAUUCAUAGACAUCGUGGUGAAAAUUCCCAUAUUUCCCAUGUUCGACAACAUGGUAAUGAUUUACACACGAGCCACUCUAAUGCCCAUGUUGAUUUACCAGGGCAGCACGGCAACGAAUCUCCAUUUCCGGCUGUUCAUAGACAGUCUGGUUCACAGGCUAAUUCACAAGGACCGCAUCUUAUUUCACCUGGUUCCCACGUUGACUUACCAGGGCAGCACGGUAACGAUUCUCCACUUCCGGCUGUUCACAGGCAGUCUGGAUCUCACAUUGGUUUAUCAGGACAACAUGGUAACGAACAUCUAUUUCCAGCUAAUCACAGACAGACUGGUUCCCACGUUGACUUACCAGGACAGCACGGUAACGAUUCUCCACUUCCGGCUGUUCACAGACAGUCUGGAUCUCACAUUGGUUUAUCAGGACAACAUGAUAACGAACAUCUAUUUCCAGCUAAUCACAGACAGACUGGUUCACAUGUUGAUUUGCCAGGACAGCACGGUAACAAUUCUCCUCAUCCGGCUGUUCAUAGAGAUACACAUUCAUCCGGUCAUCACGACCACAUGUCAGAAAGUGCUGGGGCUCAUAGACAAAGUUUCGUCGAUCCUGUGAGUGGUACACCUGUUGUUAUAUCUGCGCCUAGAAAUAACAUUCCGUUUUUUCCAGAUGACCAUCAUGAUGCACCAAAUAUGCAUGAUCAUUCACAUUCCUUAGAUGCAACAAGAGGAAACAGACCUCCUUUUUUACCUGGGAUAAUUCAUCCGCAUAUAACGGGACCACCGAGAGGUUUACCACUAAUGCCGGUGCCUGUAGGAGUUCCUUUUCCCGGACAACGUGGUCUAGGCCGACCAUUUGGUGGUCCUCUUUUGCCGGUAUUUUUACGUCCACCGCCAUUUUUUGUUCCACCGGAAGUAAUAGGUAUGGGACCUUACCGCGGCCUAAGACGUGGACGAAUGAUGAGAAGGCUUUCUCCACCUUUUCAUUCCCAUCAGUCACCACCAAGAAGAAUAGGUCUAGGAGAAAUAAUCGCCGGAGCCAUAGGUUCUUUGUUAGGAAACAUUUCAAGACAGUAGACAAAGUAUAUGUUCUAAGCAUAUUUCAAUUGGAUUUAACCGUUCAGUAUACGUAUAACUUACAGUUUGUGACACAAGCAUCUGUGUAUAAAUUCACGUGUAAGGUUCGGUGUUUUCACAAAACAGUAUACACAAUGUAAUGUUCUUAGCUACUGUUUUUCUUUAAUAAAUAAACUUUUUACUGUUUUCAAAGUCAUACAAUCUUUAAAGGAAAAAAACACACAAACAAUUUUAUUAAAUCAGCAAGAAUUGGUUUACGUAUAGCAUUUAGCAAAAAUGAACCUCAUGUAGUCACUUUUGUGAUUAGGUUAUGUUAUACAAACAAUGUACAAUGCGAAGCGGCAGUUCUUUCUUGGGCCUGGCCGAUAUCAUCGAUAGUCGCAUCGAUGAAUCGUUAUUACAGUAUUAGUGAGGGUCAAUACAUCAUUCUACAAACCACAAGUUCUGUUCGAGUUUCAUUAAAAAUUACUGUAAGUAUAUACAUGUAAGUGUAAUAACCACCAAAUUCAUUUAUUAAAACAUUCAAUGAAUGUCACCAUUUUUUGUUCC
This is a messenger RNA of Ruditapes philippinarum (Manila clam), 2055 nucleotides long. RefSeq lists its product as uncharacterized. The record is from RefSeq and is a predicted model, not a curated record. The transcript has 2 exons. Bases 187 to 1506 code for a protein of 439 amino acids. NCBI's taxonomy places the organism in Eukaryota, Metazoa, Mollusca, Bivalvia, Venerida, Veneridae.